This is a messenger RNA of Entamoeba nuttalli P19, 1356 nucleotides long. RefSeq lists its product as hypothetical. The transcript has a single exon. NCBI's taxonomy places the organism in Eukaryota, Evosea, Mastigamoebida, Endamoebidae. The coding region runs from base 1 to 1356 and encodes 451 amino acids. The record is from RefSeq and is a predicted model, not a curated record.
AUGAAGAAAGGAGUUAUUAUAGGAAUUUCACUAUUUAUUUCAGUUAUAGUGUUUUGUUGUUUACUUGCCUUAGUCAUUGGACUUGCAGUCGGAUUAUCAAAGAAUAAAGAUAACAAUGAAACAAUAAUCAAUUUUUCAAAAACAGAGGGUUUUCUUGGAAAUCCAUUAAAGGGGUUUGGGAUGUGGUAUGGAAGUGGAAAUACAGCAAAGUUACCUUUAAGUAUACAAUAUGUACGAUUAGAAUUAAAUAAGGUAUUAGUUGGAGAAAACACUGUUAAUUUAGAUUAUCUUGAUUCGAUUUUAGAACGAAUAAAAGAAAUGAAAACACAAGCAGUUAUUCGUCUUGUUUUAGAUUCACCAAGUGAAAGUAGUUUUGUUCCAACAUACAUUCAAAAUAAAAUUGAGAUGUAUGAUUAUAAUGGUGCUUCAGGAGCAGGUAAAUCACCAAAUUAUAAUGAUGAAUAUUUAUUAACACAAUUAGAAUAUUUAUUCAAAGAAUUAGGUAAGAAAUUUGAUGGAGAUCCUCGUAUUGGAUUUUGGCAGCUUGGCACUUAUGGACAUUGGGGAGAAUGGCAUACAACAUAUAUUACUGAUACAUCAAAAAAACCAACUGAUGAAACAUUAGAUAGAAUUAUGGAUAUGGCAUUAAAUAAUUUCAGAGUUACAAUGUGUGAAGUACGAGUUCCUGAAACACGGUCACAAACAAGAGGAAUUGGAUUUUAUCAUGACAUGUUUGGUAAUAGUGAUCAUGAUGUUUAUAUGGAUAGUCUUAUCAAUAGGUAUAAUGUUACUGAUCGUUGGAAAACUUUUAGUUUUGGUGGAGAAGAAGAUCCAACACAACAAUCAACUCGUUUUGAAUCAGACACAAAAACACAAAAAUUCCUUAAUGACACUGUUCAUUAUCAUGCUUCUUGGGUAUUAUCUAAUUGGUUUUUUGGAAGAACUCAAGACUGGAUACAAACUCAUUCUGAAUGGGUUGAAAGAAGAAAUAAAGCAGAAAGAUUAUUAGGAUAUAAUUAUUAUGCCACAGAAGGUUCAAUCAUUAAAAAUAGUAAUUCUAUUGAAAUUAAAAUAACAAUUACUAAUGAUGGAGUUGCUCCAUUUUAUUAUCAUUGGAAAAUUCAUUAUGGAUUAAUAGACCCAAUAACUUUUGAAGUUCAACGAGAAGAAGAAUCAACAAAUGAUAUUUAUGGAAUUCUUCCUUUAACAAAUAAAUCGUUUAGUUAUACUCUAAAUAAAAUUGAUGAAUCACAAUCAAAUCUGACUGUUGCUUUAAGAAUACCAUCUGGAGUAAAUUCUCAUCUUUUAUUAUCUAAUACUCAACAAAGAGAAGAUGGUUGGUUAUUAUUCAACUAA